UCUAUGCAAUUAAAAAACUUUAUCUGAUAUAUUGAAGUGGACGUAUAGCAACAUUAAUAUAUUGUGGAUCAUAUGUUAAAGCGCCGUCAGGAAGAGGCUGAUGUAGUUUGUCAGCAGAAGAACAUGAGAGCUGAAAGGAAAUAUAAUAUGCACUGUUUUUAUUUUAUAAAUGUUUUCGGAAAGCACCUUUGGCUCUGUGAUCAUCAGUGCUGAUGGCAGGAUACACAGAGCUGAACUCAGUGUGUGCCGCCCGACACAGGCUCUCUGAGCUGAGGAGAGGGUAAGAUGAAGAUUUGGGCUGUGAUGCUGGCGUGUGCACUGAUGCUGAGCGGCGUGUCGUCUGUCCCGCUGUGUCUACAAAACCCCAAAAGAGCCGGACACUCUCGCUGUCCACAACCACACACUAAGUGUCCGCAAAGACUGGACCAAAAUCUGCCUGAUGCUCGUACCAUCAAACAUCCGCAGCCGAAAAGUCACUCAGACAGCUUGCCCGCUCCCGACUCAGCCUUCAUCCACAGAUUCAAGAGAUCCCCGAAACGGAGAGGUUUCCUCCGUAACAAGACGGACAGGAAGAGGCCGAGUCGUGACGAGAGAGAGAAAGGAAAAAACAGAGCAUGUGCACUAAGACAAGUCCAGCUGAAAGUGUCAGAUCUGGGCUUGGGCUAUCGGAGUCAGGAGGAGAUGAUAUUCAGCUACUGCAGCGGCGUGUGUGUAAACUCACUCACAAACUACGACAAAAUCCUCACCAGUCUCGCCGGCGGUGAUAAAAACACUCUGCACAGCUCGCCCCCCACCGCCUGCUGUCGACCCGUCCAAUACGACGACGACCUGUCCUUUCUGGAUGACAACCUGAUGUACCACACCAUGGAGAGGCACUCGGCACGGAGAUGUGGCUGUGUCUGAGCAGCUGUGGGAGACAAUGACACAAGACAAUUUCAGGUUGUAUGACUUGGUUGAGGGAACCAUCAUGAUUGCAUUUCUCUGAGAAGAUACAGGAUAGGGGAAUUUCAAGAAUGGUGUUGCAGGAUGUUAAACUCCAUGUUUUUAAAAGUUCUUGGUGUCUUUUUGACAUUUAACCUCCACUAAUGUGGAGAAUUUAAAUAUGUUCAAU
Molecule: messenger RNA, 1111 nt
Organism: Pimephales promelas (fathead minnow)
Lineage: Eukaryota; Metazoa; Chordata; Actinopteri; Cypriniformes; Leuciscidae
Gene: gdnfb
Product: glial cell derived neurotrophic factor b
Biological process (GO): peripheral nervous system development; positive regulation of branching involved in ureteric bud morphogenesis; negative regulation of neuron apoptotic process
Molecular function (GO): growth factor activity; glial cell-derived neurotrophic factor receptor binding; receptor tyrosine kinase binding
Source: RefSeq, a predicted model, not a curated record